AGAAAAUAAAUCUAGGGUUUCUCCGUCUCUCUCUCCUCUCACUCUCAUUUUCAGGGUUCAAAAAUUGGGAAAAUCGAAUGCGAAGAUCCAAAAUCAAAUCAACAAUAUGAACAAAGAAAACGUUCCACCAAACCCUAAUUUCAUCAAUUCUCACUCAAUUGAACUCACUGAAGAACAAAGAAAUCGAAUCACACAGAAUUUCAGAGCUGCAAAAGCUCUUCUCAGUCGCAAACGCCCCUUCAAUCACUCAUCCUCCUCCCCAUCAUCUUCAUCAACAGUUUCUAAGGUUAAUCAUCAUGAAAUUACAAGAAAUGAAAAUGAAAGGGGGAAUGUUUGUAGAUAUCCACUUAGAGAAAUACACCAGCAGCAACAAUUUAAUACUCCGAUGCCGAUUGCUAGGAAGAAAAUGUGUAUUAAAUCGUGUCCUGAACGAAUUAAGGAUGUAGAAAAUCGUGUGAAUUAUGGUGGGGCGGUGAAAUUAGAAGGUCCUGUAGGGAUUGAGUUAGUUACUCCGGUGAAGAAAUUUGAGUGUAGGAAUAAUUUCAGUGAUGUUUUUGGUUUGGGUUGUGAUAUUGGUGAGGAAUUUGAUGAGGGGAUUUUGAAAGAAAUUGAUGCUAUAUGUGAGCAAAGGUCCGCCGUAAAAGGGGAGAAGUUGGGCGUGAAUGGUGAGUCCUCUGGUAAAUUUGAGAAGAAUGUAGAAACUGAGUUAGAGACUAUGGAUGUUGAAUUGGGGGUUGAUGAGGUGGUUUUGAAAGAAAUCGAUGCUUUGUGUGAGUCUGCGGGGAAGACUGGAAGGUUGGGUGUGAAUGUUGAUUCAUUGGUUGAAUCAGAUGAGUUUCUAGAUACUAAGUUAGAGAGUAUGGAAGAUAAGGUUGAAAGAAGGGUUGCAAGUGGGAAUACUUCUCGGGAUAAUAACAUUGAGAACUUGCUGAGAGUUGAUAAUGUUGAUACUCCUCAGGCUAAGAACAUUGCAAAUUUGUCAAAUGUCGAAAGUUUUAGUGCUUCUCAGUCGAAGAACUUUGAAGACUUGGUGAAAGUUGAAAGUAUUAGUACUCAAUUUUUUUUUGAUGAUCUAGUUUUGAAAGAAAUUGAUGUUAUAUGUGAGCAAAGGUCCGCGGUAAAGACGGAAAGGUUGGGUGUGAAUGAAGAAUCUUUGGUUGAAUCUGAUGAGGCUAUAGAACCCAAGUUAGAGAGUGUGGAUACUUCUGUGGCUAAGGACAUUGAAAACUUGCCAAAAGUUGAAAGUGUAAGUACAAUUAUGGCUAAGGACAUUGAAAACUUGCCGAAAGUUGAACGUGUUAGUACAACUCCGGCCAGGAACAUUGAAAACUUGCUGAAAGUUGAAAGUGUUAGUACAAUUACGGCUAAGGACAGUGAAAACUUGCUGAAAGUUGAAAGUGUUAGUACAACUCUGGCCAAGAACAUUGAAAACUUGCCGAAAGUUGAAAAUCUUGUUAGCACUUCUCAGGCUAAGAACAUUGAGAACUUGCCGAUAGCAUCUAUGGAGUAUAUACAAUCGUUGAAUGACCAGCAGAAAGAGGCAGCUUGUAGUAAUAUAUCGACCCCUUUAAUGAUAAUUGCAGGUCCUGGCAGUGGGAAGACUUCGACGAUGGUUGGGCGUGUACUGAUGUUACUGAGUAAGGGCAUUGAGCCUUCCAACAUCCUGGCCAUGACUUUCACGACAGCAGCUGCAUCUGAAAUGAGGGAUAGGAUUGGAGCAGUGGCAGGGAAAUCAUCUGCGAAAGAACUUAUGAUCAGCACUUUCCACUCGUUCUGUUUACAGCUUUGUCGUUCACAUGCAGAGAAGUUAGGACGCACACCCGAGUUUCUUAUAUAUGGUCAGGGGCAACAGAGACGAGCUAUCAUUGAAGCUGUGCGGUUGUCGGAAACUGGAGGAAAUGAUGGGCAAAAUCUCGAUGCAUCCAAACUUGAUCAGAACUCCAGUGAUAUGACGUCUGCACAUAAUUUCAAGGAUAAGUCAAAAAAGUGGCAGAAGUUUGUUACUCAGGCUAAAGCUUCUGGAAAGAUUCCUACAGACUGCCAAAAAAUGGGUGAUGAGAUUGGAGCUACAAUUCUCGGGAACUAUGACAAAAUUCUAGUAUCCUGCAAUGCUCUGGAUUAUCAUGAUUUAAUUAGCUGCUCAGUGAAGCUCCUCACUGAUUUUCCUGAAGUAUACAAGGAGUGCCAGGACAUGUGGAAGGCCAUUGUAAUAGAUGAGUUUCAAGAUACUAGUUCAAUGCAAUAUAAUUUCUUGCGUAUCCUUGCGUCUCAUAAUCACAUAACUAUUGUUGGAGAUGAAGAUCAGUCCAUUUUCAGCUUCAAUGGUGCUAACAUUUCUGGGUUUCGUUCAUUUCGCACAGAUUUUCCUAAUCAUAAAGAGAUUAGAUUAACCAAAAACUACCGCUCAACACGCUGUAUUGUUGAAGCUGCAUCAUCUCUUAUCCGUAACAAUUCAAAAAGAUGUCCCCUGAAACAAGUUGUUUCUGAUAACUCCUGCGGAUCAAAGAUAACUGUUAAGGAAUGCUACAAGGAGGAUGCACAGUGUGGUUUUGUCGUUGAUAAAAUAUUGGAGAUCAAGUCUAGCUUUUCGGAUGCUAAGACUUCCUUUGGCAGUGUAGCAGUUCUUUAUCGGAGGCAGAUCUCUGGGAAAGCAUUCCAAGCAGCUUUCCGUGACAGGAAAAUACCCUUCAAUGUACAUGGUGUGGCCUUUUACAGGAAAAAGGCCGUUAAAGCCAUUCUCGCAAUGCUUAGAACAUCAUUAGCUGGUUGUGAUGAUGGCUCAUUUCGUCAAGUAUUCAAGGCCUUUUUAUCUUGUGAAAAAGAAGAGAAGAAAAGGGUGGUUGACUAUAUUGACAAAAUUUCCACUACUAGGAAAAUCAGCUUUAUUUCAGCUGCCUCUGACAUCUUUGCUGCAAAGAUCUCUGGUACCUUUAAGAGAAGUCAACUUUCCCAAGGACGCAAAGUGCUAUCAACGCUUGACAUGAUAUCAAAACUUGUUAAUAGGGAACAAUCAAUUUCAACUGUUAUAACUUCAGUGGCGAACAUGUUACCUCAGAAAUAUCUUCUUGAGCAACGGGCAGUUGCUGAUGUUGAUGGCGGGAAGUUGCUGAAUGAAGAUAAUGAUAUUAGAUCUGUCCUACAGUACCUGUUGGAUGAUGUCUCUGAUUUCUUAUUAGCACAUUCCAGUAAUAGCGAGUUAGAGAUUUGUAAUAAAAAUGAAGAGAAAGGCUGUGCUAAUGUACUCAAGGCGUUCCUUGAUAAUAUAUCCACAAGGGAGAGUGAAAAUUUCCGUGUUAGGAAGCGUGAUAAUGGGGAUUCUGUUACUUUAACUACUAUCCAUCAGUCGAAAGGGUUAGAGUGGGAUACUGUUUUCAUCAUUAAGGCAAAUGAAUCAGAGAUACCUUUAUUACAUGAAUCUAAUGGUGCUGUAAAGGAAAAUUGUGCAUCUCUCGAGGAGGAGCGACGACUGCUAUAUGUGGCGAUGACUCGUGCUCGUAAGAAACUCUAUAUUUUGUAUGUUACCAUGGACUCGAAUUGGCAGUUGCUUCAACCAUCACGUUUUCUACAAGAAAUUCCACGCCAUCUUCUCGAUGUUCAGGCUGAAUUGACUAGAAAUGAAAUGUCAAACAUGACCAAGGAUCCCCCAGGAGGAACUGAUCAGUGUGCUGAUGUUGCACUCAAGGGUCAACAGUUUCGUGAAGUAGCUUUUGUUGAAAUUGGUUGUCCCGAUAUUCCAGGAGCCAAUGUUGUGCCUGAUGAGUCAUUAGAGUUAGCAGAAGCAUACAACAAUGGAAAUAGUUUUUUAAAAAGGUUCAUUGUUGAGGAUAGGUCUACUGUAUCCCAUGUAUUCCAUCAAUGGGCCAAGAAGAAAGCAUUUGAAGACCCUAAGCGGUUGCUUGAUAAGAUUGGCUUUGUUAUUGAUGAACGGUUGAGAGCCAAAACUACGAAAAACAAGGAUGUUUUGCGCAAAUUGAAAUCUUGCUUGAAGGAUGAUGAAGCCCUCGGUUAUGCAGAAUAUGUUUUGAUGUGGGAGAAAAUUCCUGCUGAUAAGCGUGCUCAUCUAAUGAGAGAAAAGCAGGAACAUUUCCUGAAACUGAGAAUGGAAAAUGCUAUGGGUUCAUCUGAAGCUACACCAAAACAGAUCUCUUAUCUACAAAGUCUAGGAUGUACAGUUGUACCUACAUCACGUCUCCAUGCUUCUCGUUUGAUUGAGCAGUACAAAUCACUAUGACGAGGGAUGGCGGUUCUGGCGAUGGUGUAUUCAUCUGUACUAUAAUUCUUACAACGGCAAGUUAUUUUAAAACGGCAAAGUUAUAUGCUUCAAAAGUUUUUAUUGUAUUCCUUGUAACAAUUUUGUAGUUUCCGACAGGGGAAGCAUAUGUACCAGUUCUUAAGUUUGUAACAGCUUUGUAUUUUCCAACAGUGAAAGUUGUGGAAGAUGUUCAUGAAUGCAUGAAUACUUGCAUCAGUUAUAAAGCUCGAAGUUACAGUGUGAGUGAUUCUCAUUAAUGUCCACCGAUUUCUAUGAAAUUAAAUAUUGGAUGUGGCUAUCUGAAGCAGUGUACAACUUGUGAUGAUUUUUCAUACUGUUGAGACAUGCACCUGACAUGAGUCAUUCGUUCAUACCUGGUUUUCCUGGUAGCCUAUAAUAUGAAGGAUGGUUUUUUCAAUUA
Molecule: messenger RNA, 4673 nt
Organism: Papaver somniferum (opium poppy)
Lineage: Eukaryota; Viridiplantae; Streptophyta; Magnoliopsida; Ranunculales; Papaveraceae
Product: ATP-dependent DNA helicase SRS2-like protein At4g25120
Exons: 29
Coding region: 107-4231 (1374 amino acids)
Biological process (GO): recombinational repair
Cellular component (GO): nucleus
Molecular function (GO): 3'-5' DNA helicase activity; ATP binding; DNA binding
Source: RefSeq, a predicted model, not a curated record